AUGCACCUAUCACUUGCUCUCCUUUUACUGUCGGGUGUUAAGCGUUUCCCCUCCCCUUUCCUCAGGUGCUACUGCAAGCGUAUGGGAAAGUCAGCCCCGUCCCCACGCGUUACCGACGCCCCUCUCCAGAGUGGAACUGCCGACGCAGGUUUGAAUACCAACAACCUUUACACUGGGCGGAAGGCUCUUGAAAUCUGUUCGGCUACCGUCAAUUCUGUUCCGCCUGUCUUCACUAUGUUCAAAGAAACCUUGAAGGGCCUGGCUCGUCCCGACUAUUGGAUUCCGGAUCAUCUGUGCAAGUCUUGCGCUAUAUGUGACAAGCCAUUCGGUCCAUCAAGGCACAUUCACCAUUGCCGCUCCUGUGGUCGGGGUGUGUGUGAACCCUGUUCACCACACAAACAACCCAUUCCGUUGCGCGGACUGGACCUUCCUCACCGUAUUUGCUCGGAGUGCUUCCGGUCGGCAGUUUGAGCACGUGUUUUCGUGGACUGGUACGACGGGCUUUAUUUCCUACCCGCUUCGGGUUCAACAACGUGGUAGUCUCUGCUCGUCUACCUCAUUAACCCCAGCUUUCCCAUCCCAUGUGUGCAGUUCCCGCCUAUCUCUUUCACUCGGAGUAGACCCACUACAAACGCUUACACUCCCUGUGCUGUGUUUCGAACAGCAUUCUCCCCACUCGCUUCAAAUACUCCGAUGUUUGUUUUGCUAGCCUUUUCUCGAUCUGUGAUUUUGUUCACUUUAUUUUGUACUUACGUUACUGAGGCCACCGCAUCUUGAUCUCCUGGACCGUACGAUCGGCUCUUCCUGACACUGGCUCGUGUUCUCGGCGCAGUGUCCGCAUAAAAGUACUACACAUCCCCACUAUCACCAAUAUAUUCUCGAACUCUCGCGUCUUGACGUUUGUGGCCGAAGAACAUGCAUCGCGCACACGGCUCAUCACAAUGGGGAUUUUCAAUUCGCCAUCCGCAUGUACUGCUGACUUUGUGACUCAUUUUAUCCUAUUUUUCUACAAACUAAGUCAUUCGAAUUCGCAUUACUCAUCCUUUACCGUCGUCACACGCUGUACUAUGGUGUUGUGUAACCCAUUUCGAUGUUGUACUAUCUCAUUUAUCUAUUUGUCUAUUCAUUUUCAUCGUCGCUUCAUCCAUGUCUGCGUUAUUUCUCGCGCUUACUUGGUCACCAUUUUCGUCUAGCCUAAUUUGCACGCGAUUGCCACAUUUCUUUCUUCAAACUGCACAGCACAAUCGCAGCCGCAGUUCAUAAAUCUUUUAGUUCUUCGCUA
Messenger RNA from Dicrocoelium dendriticum, 1282 nucleotides. NCBI's taxonomy places the organism in Eukaryota, Metazoa, Platyhelminthes, Trematoda, Plagiorchiida, Dicrocoeliidae. The record is from the annotation of a GenBank genome assembly.